This is a messenger RNA of Aplysia californica (California sea hare), 2080 nucleotides long. Its product is annotated as palmitoyltransferase ZDHHC7. The record is from RefSeq and is a predicted model, not a curated record. Bases 18 to 821 code for a protein of 267 amino acids. NCBI's taxonomy places the organism in Eukaryota, Metazoa, Mollusca, Gastropoda, Aplysiida, Aplysiidae. Gene Ontology annotation, molecular function: protein-cysteine S-palmitoyltransferase activity. Gene Ontology annotation, biological process: protein targeting to membrane; peptidyl-L-cysteine S-palmitoylation. Gene Ontology annotation, cellular component: endoplasmic reticulum; Golgi apparatus. The transcript is spliced from 8 exons.
UGUCAAAAACCUCCAAAAUGGCCGUUUUUCGGCUUGAUCCCUGUGGAAUUAUUUGUAUUUUCAUCACGUACUUAGCCGUGUUUUAUGCUGAUUAUGUUAUUGUGAGACAUUUGGUGAUCCCAUCUCUAACAGAAACGUUAUGGGGAGCAUUCUGCGUGAUUACCUUCAACACCAUUGUGCUUCUUCUCACUGUGUCUCAUCUCCGUGCGGUGCUCUCUGACCCCGGUAUUGUGCCCAUUCCAAAAACCAGCAUGGACUUUUCUGACAUCCACUCGGAAAAUUCUAAGAGGAAAACGAAUGACGGCUGGACUGUCUGUAUGAAGUGUGAGACUUACCGACCACCCAGGGCCCACCAUUGUCGCAUAUGUCGCCGUUGUGUGCGGCGGAUGGACCACCAUUGUCCCUGGAUCAACAACUGUGUAGGAGAGUUCAACCAGAAAUUCUUCAUACAGUUCCUGUUCUAUGUGGGUCUGGCCAGUGCAUUUGCCAUCACUAUGGUCAUUGUCUCCUGGAUGAUGGAGCCCAAAGCUCACAAGGAGGUCAAGCACAUCAAACUAGUUCACUCAGUCGUUCUGGUGAUAGAGAGUAUUCUUUUUGGCCUGUUCGUCAUCGCCAUCGGAUGUGACCAGAUGUCGGCCAUUUUAAACGACGAAACUGCCGUGGAGCAUGUGAAGAAGGAAGGACCGCAUCGAGUCAAAAAGUCACGCUACCACUUGCUGCAGGAGGUAUUUGGCCGAGAUCACCCGUUGCUGUGGUUAUGGCCCUUCCAGAUUGGCCGGCAGCGAGCUCCCCCAGCUGAGUCAACGCUGUACAACGUGUGACCCUAUGAUCUCGGGAGGAAGUUCAGCUGUAUUGUGUGUCUGUAUUGUGUGAGUGUGUGUGCCUGUAUGUGUUUGUGUGUGUGUGUGUGUGCGCGUGUAUGUCGAGGUUAUUUUUGUUCUGCCUCUAUGCUGUUUGUUCUGUAUGACCAUUUCCUCUGUUCAGCUGUGGAUGUUCAAAACUGCAGCUAAGAACAAAAGUCGAAAACAUCCACAUGUUUUAACAUGGCAUUAGUUAGGUGGAAUGGCACACGCUCAAAGAUUAACAACAGCAACAACAACAUCGGUGGAUGUUGUAACAUUUCUGUGUUCUUUAUGUGAGUUUGACACACAGAUCAUUAGUUCUUUGUGCAGUGGAUGGUUGGAGGGUGACGCUGGUUAGUCCUACGUCUUUUUUUCUUUCCGUUGUUUCUGUCUGUCUGGCUAGCUGGCUUUCCUUCCCCCCCACCCCCUCAUGAAAUGACACUGUGAUGUGGAAACACAUCUCUUUACGCAAACAAACAAUUUGUGCAGUGGGUGCUCUUGGCCUACUUGUUGUUGGUUUCUGUACCUCAGGGGGACUCAAAUUCAAACUACCCAGGGUUCCUUGGAGGUAGUGGCAGGGGGAGCCUUGGCUGCAUCCAGUGUUCCAAAAUGAAACAAUUAAUAUUGUUCCAAAAUGAAAAAAUUAAUAUUGUUUCAAGUAUUUUUUUAAAAAGUACAACUGAUCUAGUCUUUUCAAUUUUUAUUUGUAGCUGUUCAGAACCUGGACAGUUCUUCUGAACAUAGGCUUCUCUUACCUACCCUUUUCUACCAGAGAUCUGGCUCAUCCACAUUUGGUGUGAAAGAAAAACUUAAAGGCUGAACUAACACUAAACUUUGAUGACAAGUAGGUGCCACAAAAUAUCCCCCUGUGGGUCUCAAUUUGCCAAUGGGCUGUGGGUUUCAGACGCCUGAUGUACAGAGAAUGUGUGUGAAUUUGUCCUUUAUCCUCUUCUUUCUGUGUUUAUGCUUGUGUGUGUAUGCUUUUAUGUGUGUUUGUAUUUAUGUUUGUGUAUUUGUAUGUGAAUGUGUUGGUGUGUGUGUUUAUAAAUGUUUGUGUUUGUAUGCGGAUGUGUAGUUGUGUGUGUGAGAGAGAGAGAGAGACACACACACACACACAUUUCUUUCUUUGACAAUUCUUUGUUCACUCAAAAUGUUGCCCAGAGAGGUUGGGAGUUCAGCAGUGAUUUUGUACAGUAUUUGAUUAUUAUACUGAUAAAAUAUUGAGCCGCACUCGUGCA